This is a messenger RNA of Apaloderma vittatum (bar-tailed trogon), 188 nucleotides long. It is a transcript of the gene MDK, whose product is annotated as midkine (neurite growth-promoting factor 2). Gene Ontology annotation, molecular function: growth factor activity. The annotation marks the transcript as partial. NCBI's taxonomy places the organism in Eukaryota, Metazoa, Chordata, Aves, Trogoniformes, Trogonidae. The record is from RefSeq and is a predicted model, not a curated record. The transcript has 2 exons.
CUGACUGCAAGUACAAGUUUGAGAGCUGGGGGGGCUGUAGCGCUCAGACAGGUGUUAAGACUCGCUCUGGCAUCCUGAAGAAAGCCCUGUACAAUGCCCAGUGUGAGGAGAUCGUCUAUGUGACCAAGCCCUGCUCUUCCAAGAUCAAGUCCAAGUCCAAAGCAAAGAAGGGCAAGGGGAAGGACUAG